CCGGUCUCUCUACUCUUAUCUUUUUCUGACUGUCUGCCUGCCUAGCUGCCUGCUCAAUGAAAAAGAUUUUCAAUCAGUGUUUCUUAGAGUUUGUACAGAUCGAUCGACUCAACCGCUGCCGUCGAAUAUCCGGAAUCACAUUGUCGGAAUCACUCACCCACAAAGGUACGACCAUGAAGGAGCAGGAUCUUCUCCGCCGACUAGAGAAAUUCCCCGGCGAGAACCCAGACAUCGGCGUCGACUGCGAGCUAAGGCUUGGAUUCUCUAGCUCUCAACCCAACCCACCUCCAGAAAACUGCCGGAGAUUCAUUUGUGACGCUCUUCCACCUCCUCCGCAGGUAAUGACGAGCUACGCAAAAGGGCCUCCACCUACUGCUGCAGUGAAUGUGAAUGGAUACUGGGCCACAAAUGGCCCAAACCAGAUUGACUGGAUACCAAGCUUAGUGGGCCCAAGAAAUUAUUUACUGAGUUCGUCAUCGUCAGGCCCAAACGUCAUCAAUGCUAGUGUGGGAAUGGGCCUGCUGCCAAUGCAACGUCUCAAUAACGUUGCACUCAUGGGCUAUGGCUUUCACAUGAUAGCAGAAGCAAAUCGUCGUGGUGAUCCAAUAAAGCGCUGCGCCGGGUGUGAAACCACAAAUACCCCACUGUGGCGCAAUGGACCCAAGGGCUUUAAGUCGCUGUGCAAUGCUUGCGGCCUCCGGUACAAGAAGGAAGAGAAGAAGAUUUUGGGAAGCCCAGACACCCAUUCAAAAUCUAGAGGAAGGAAACUUUCUAGGAAACACAACUUCUAAGUGCACAUUGAUCAUCUGCUUCUGCCAGCAAUCUCUUUUUCUUCUCAUCUGUUUCUCUUAUUUGCUUUUCGGGAUUUUUUGCUUCCAUUUGACAAGGGUGGUUAAUGGUUAUUUACACUUUGUUGCUGGUUCCUUAAUGAAUUAAGUUUCUCUCUCUCUUUCUCUCUCUCUCUCUCCUUCUGUAGAAUUUUGAUAUGAAAAAAAAAAAAAAAAAAAACUCAAAUACAAUGAGGUAACAGGAGACAGUUAAAGAGAAAAGAAGUAGCAAAACAAAAUGAGAAGAUCAUGUUAAUCCUUGGAGAAUCUGAAACUUUCCCACUAUAAUUCAGCAGACAAACAGCCAGGAAGGAGGAUAGGAGAAUCCGCUUUCAAAGGAUUGGAAACCUUUAUUUGCCAAAAGAUGAGACACUACUCCAUUUU
Molecule: messenger RNA, 1211 nt
Organism: Nelumbo nucifera (sacred lotus)
Lineage: Eukaryota; Viridiplantae; Streptophyta; Magnoliopsida; Proteales; Nelumbonaceae
Biological process (GO): regulation of DNA-templated transcription
Molecular function (GO): zinc ion binding; sequence-specific DNA binding
Source: RefSeq, a predicted model, not a curated record